Molecule: messenger RNA, 2070 nt
Organism: Heterocephalus glaber (naked mole-rat)
Lineage: Eukaryota; Metazoa; Chordata; Mammalia; Rodentia; Bathyergidae
Gene: Cnp
Product: 2',3'-cyclic nucleotide 3' phosphodiesterase
Biological process (GO): cyclic nucleotide catabolic process
Cellular component (GO): cytoplasm; membrane
Molecular function (GO): 2',3'-cyclic-nucleotide 3'-phosphodiesterase activity
Source: RefSeq, a predicted model, not a curated record
CCCACGGCGCCACGCCGAGUUCCUCGCGCAGGCCGGCGGCCCAGAGCUCCAGCCCGCGCAGUGGAGGACGGCGCCGGCGCCGACCCAGGAUGAGCAGAAGCUUUUCCCGAAAGAGCCACGCGUUCCUGCCCAAGGUCUUCCUCCACAAGAUGUCGUCCGCAGGCGCCAGGGACAAGCCCGAGCUGCAGUUCCCGUUCUUCCAGGACGAGGCCACAGUGGCCACGCUGCACGAGUGCAAGACCCUCUUCAUCCUGCGCGGGCUUCCAGGCAGCGGCAAGUCCACGCUGGCGCAGGCCCUCGUAGACAAGUACGGCGGCAGCGCAAAGAUGGUGUCUGCGGACACCUACAGGAUCACGCCCGGCCCGCGGGGGCCCUUCUCCGAGCAGUACCGGCGGCUGGACGAGGACCUGGCCACCUACUGCCGCCGAGACGUGCGUGUGCUGGUGCUGGAUGACACCAACCACGAGGCCGAGCGGCUGCAGCAGCUCUUUGACCUGGCCGAUCAGUACCAGUACCAGGUGCUGCUGGUGCAGCCCCAGACGGUGUGGCGGCUGGACUGUACUCAGCUCGCGGAGAAAAACCAGUGGCAGCUGUCGGCCGACGACCUGAGAAAGCUCAAGCCCGGCCUGGAGAAAGACUUCCUGCCGCUCUACUUCGGCUGGUUCCUGACCAAGAAGAGCUCCGAGGCCCUCCGCAAGGCUGGCCAGGUCUUCCUGGAGGAGCUGGGGAGCCACAAGGCCUUCAGGAAGGAGCUGCGGCACUUCCUCUCGGGGGAUGAGCCCCGGGAGAAGAUUGACCUGCUCACCUACUUUGGGAGGAGACCUCCAGGUGUGCUGCACUGCACGACCAAGUUCUGCAACUACGGGAAGGCGCCGGGCACUGAGGAGUACGCACAGCAGGACGUGGUGAAGAAGUCCUACGGCAAGGCCUUCACACUGACCAUCUCCGCCCUCUUCGUGACGCCCGAGACGGUGGGUGCCCGCGUGGAGCUGGGCGCGCAGGAGCUGCAGCUGUGGCCAGCUGACGUGGACAAGCUGUCCGUCUCUGACAACCUACCCCGCGGUAGCCGUGCCCACGUCACCCUGGGCUGUGCGGCCAACGUGGAGCUGAUGCAGACAGGGCUCGACCUGCUGGAGAUCGUGCAGCAGGAGAGGGGAGGCAGCCGGGGCGAGGAGGUGGGCGAGCUGUCCCGCGGCAAGCUCCUCUCCCUGGGCCGUGGGCGCUGGGUGCUGAGCCUGGCCAAGAAGGUGGAGUCCAAAGCCGUCUUCACGGGCUACUACGGGAAGGGCGAGGCGGUGCCCACACACGGCAGCCGGAAGGGGGGCGCCCUGCAGGCCUGCGCACUGCUCUGAGGGCCCCACACCCCGGGUGGGGGAAGGCCACCCCACUGUACCUGGUGUUUCCGGAUUCUUUUUUUUUUACUUAGUUAACCUACUUGCAACUUUUUAGAAACUGCAAAGUAACUGCCCGGCCCUUGCCACUGCCCUCUUCCCCUCUAACACUGGAGCACUCAACAUGCUCAGGCCCAGAGCACAGGCACCCGACCCCAGAGACUGCACGCCCUGCUGCCGCCACGCACAGCCAGGGCCUGGCCAGGGGUCCUGGGAUUUGAACCCAUUUGGCCCCUGCAGGGAACAGAAGGGGCUCCUCUCCUGCCUCAGGUCUGCGGCCCAUCCCUUCCCUUGUACCCCUUGUACUGUAACUGGUAGCAGUUUCUGAUCGAAGGAACAGCAGAACCGGAAGCAGCUGCCCGGGUCUCAGCCCAGAAAGGGGACCAGGAGGAUGGGCCCCAUCCUGGCUGUGCCUGAGUCGCCCUCCAGGUGUCCUCUCCAGGGGCUGGCGGCACUGGGCCAGCAGGGGAGGGGAACCCUGGCUGGCAAGGGUGCCGCCACCUUGCCCUGCUGGCUCUGAGCCCAGGCGCGGGCCGUGCUCCCAGGCGCCCCACCCUGCUCAGUAACAGGCCUUGCUAAUUGGCUGUCACUCCAUGACGUGUCGGGGUGUGAGUCGCUGUCCUGUCCUGCCUGCCUUGGCGACUUGUAGACUGAUAACGAAAUAAAUUAUGUUAAUCCA